GGACGCGGGCGCGCUUUCCCGGUCUCGCGCGGCGUGUACGCGCCCGCCCGGAGCCGCUCGCCGCGCCGUUACUCCGGACAAGGACCGCGCAGGCAGGGCGCCGGCCGAGCCCUCCGCCCCUCGCGUCGCCGCGAGCCGGGUUUUAUUUUAGUUGCUGUUUUUAAUCAUUAUAGAGGAAAACACUGAACUUUGAAAAAAAUGUUGGAAACUGUAGACAAAAAUCGGGCCCUACAGGCAGCAGAACGCUUGCAAGCCAAGCUCCGAGAACGUGGGGAUGUAGCAAAUGAAGACAAACUAAGCCUUCUGAAAUCAGUGCUGCAGAGCCCUCUCUUCAGUCAGAUUCUGAAUCUACAGGCCUCUGUGCAGCAGCUGAAAGACCAGGUAAACAUUGCAACUUCAGCAACUUCAAAUGUUGAGUAUGCCCAUAUUCCUCAUCUCAGCUCCUCUGUAAUUCCUACUCUCCAAAAUGAGUCAUUUCUGUUAUCCUCAAAUAGUGGGAAUCAAGAGGCACUUACAGGAUCUGGUACUCCACAUAUCAAUGGGAAACCUGUUUGUGAUGAAUUUGAUCACUUGAUCAAAAAUAUGGCUCAGGGUCGCCAUGUAGAAGUUUUCGAACUCCUCAAACCUUCCUGUGGAGGCCUUGGAUUUAGUGUUGUGGGGCUCAGGAGUGAAAACCGGGGACAGCUGGGAAUCUUUGUGCAGGAAAUACAGGAGGGCAGUGUGGCUCACAGAGAUGGAAGACUGAAGGAAACUGACCAGAUCCUUGCUAUCAAUGGACAGGCACUUGACCAGACAAUUACACAUCAGCAGGCAAUCAGCAUCCUGCAGAAGGCCAAAGACACUGUCCAGCUAGUCAUCGCAAGGGGCUCUGUGCCUCAGGUCAGCAGCCCCAGUGUGUCCCCCACUCCAUCUGCAGCCAGCACAAUUUCAGCUCAUUCUAACCCAGUUCACUGGCAGCAUGUAGAAACUAUUGAAUUGGUGAACGAUGGGUCAGGUCUGGGAUUUGGCAUCAUCGGAGGAAAGGCAGCUGGUGUGAUAGUCAAAACCAUUCUGCCCGGAGGAGUUGCUGAUCAGCAUGGACGAUUAUGCAGUGGAGACCACAUUCUAAAGAUUGGUGACACUGAUUUGGUGGGAAUGAGCAGUGAGCAAGUAGCACAAGUCCUGAGGCAAUGUGGAAAUAGGGUUAAAUUGAUGAUUGCAAGAGGUGCCGUUGAAGAAACUACAACACCCACCUCCCUGGGCAUCACCCUCUCCUCCUCAUUUUCUACACCAGAGAUGCAGGUUGAUGCUUCUACUCAGAAAAGUGAAGAAAGUGAAACAUUUGAUGUGGAACUCACUAAAAAUGUUCAAGGAUUAGGAAUUACUAUUGCUGGUUAUAUUGGAGAUAAAAAAUUAGAACCAUCAGGAAUUUUUGUAAAGAGCAUUACAAAAAGCAGUGCUGUUGAACAUGAUGGAAGAAUCCAAAUUGGAGACCAAAUUAUAGCAGUAGACGGCAUCAACCUUCAAGGGUUUACCAAUCAGCAAGCAGUGGAGGUGUUGAGACACACAGGACAGACUGUGUGCCUGACACUCAUGAGGAGAGGAAUGAAGCAGGAGACAGAGCCCCUGUGCCGAGGGGACAUCAUGAAAGACGCAGAUGUGUCUCUGGCUAAUGCCAGCAUGAGCAGAGAAAAUUAUGAAAAAGAUGAAGAUUCUUUAUCUUUGAGGAGAAAUAUUAGCAUGUUACCAAUUGAAGAAGAAGGGCAUCCGGUGCUCUCAGGUGAGGGACAAGAAACUGAAGAUGCAGGAGAAGCUGCGAUGCUGACCAAGUGGCAGAGGGUCAUGGGAAUUAACUAUGAAAUAGUGGUGGCUCAUGUGAGCAAGUUUAGUGAGAACAGUGGACUGGGGAUAAGUCUGGAAGCAACAGUGGGACAUCACUUUAUUCGGUCUGUUCUGCCAGAAGGUCCUGUUGGACACAGUGGGAAGCUCUUCAGUGGAGAUGAGCUCUUGGAAGUGAAUAACAUAACUUUGCUUGGGGAAAAUCAUCAAGAUGUGGUCAAUAUUUUAAAAGAAUUGCCUAUAGAAGUGACAAUGGUAUGCUGUCGUCGAACUGUGCCUCCCAUCACCCAGUCAGAAUUGGACGGCCUGGACUUAAGUGACAUUGAGCUAACAGAAAAGCCUCAUGUUGACCUUGGCGAGCUCAUCGGGUCCUCGGAGACAGAAGACCCAGUGCUGACAGUGACUGCCAUGGGUCAGGACACAGAGGAGGCGCACACAACUUUGGCCAUGUGGGAGGCUGGCAUUCAGCACAUAGAGCUGGAGAAAGGGAGCAGAGGCCUUGGUUUUAGCAUUUUAGAUUAUCAGGAUCCAGUUGACCCAGCAAGCACUGUGAUUGUUAUUCGUUCCUUGGUGCCCGGUGGCAUCGCGGAAAAGGAUGGACGACUUCUUCCGGGAGACCGCCUCAUGUUUGUCAAUGACGUUAACCUGGAGCACAGUAGUCUGGAAGAGGCUGUGGAGGCCCUAAAGGGGGCAUCGCCUGGAGCUGUGAGGAUUGGAGUGGCCAAGCCUUUACUGCUGUCACCAGAAGAAGGUUAUAUCUCUGCUAAGGAGGAGUACUUUCUUUACUCGCCGCUCUCCUGCAAGGAGCACAGUCUGCCUGCCAAAGCCCUCUGCAGGGCUGACUUGGCUCUGGUGGAUACACAGAAUGCUGAAAUGGUAGAUGAAUCCACAUUUGAGUCACAAUACUCUCCUGAUAACGACAGUGUCUACUCUACCCAAGCCUCUGUCUUGUCUUUUCAUGGCAGUGCCUGCAGCGAUGGUCUGAGCUAUGAGCCCUCCCUUGCAUCAUCUCCUCCCAAGCAGGAUGUUGAUGAAAAUGCUUCCAAUCCAGUACAUGAUCUGCACAUGUCUUUGGAAGAACUGUAUGCCCAAAGUCUCCUGCAAAGGCAGGAUGAGAAUCCACCUUCGAUAAACUUAAGCCUGGGAUCUGCUUCUGGUGUUGCCAUAAACAAUUAUACACCUGGAAAUACUAUCGAACAAUAUGGACAUGAAAACACGAUAGCUUGGACUGAAUCUCAGUUACCACGUGAAGUUGUAUCAGGUUCAGAACUGCCUUCUACUGUGGUACCUGAUUCAGCUGGGCAGAGCUCUGAGUACUUAAUUGAACAGAGCUCUCUGGCCUCUAGUGACAAGUGUGUCAUGCUAGAAAAUAUGUCCAAAGAAUCUUUUGAGAGGACUAUUACUAUAGCAAAAGGCAAUUCUAGCCUAGGGAUGACUGUCAGUGCUAAUAAAGAUGGCUUGGGGAUGAUUGUUCGAAGCAUUAUUCAUGGAGGUGCUAUUAGUCGAGAUGGCCGGGUUGCCGUUGGGGACUGCAUUUUGUUCAUUAAUGAAGAAUCUACCAUUAGUUUAACCAGUGCCCAAGCACGAGCCAUGUUAAGAAGACAUUCUCUCAUUGGGCCUGACAUAAAAUUUUCUGCAGCACCUGCUGACGAGCGAGCCCCCUUUUAUGUAAUUACUUAUGUGCCUGCAGAACAUUUGGAGGAGUUCAGAAUAAAUGUGGGGCAACAGUCUGGAGGAAUAAUGGCACUGGAUAUUUUUUCUUCAUAUACUGGCGGAGAAAUUCCAGAACUACCAGAGCGAGAAGAGGGGGAAGGAGAAGAGAGUGAACUUCAAAAUGCAGCGUACAGCAACUGGAAUCAGCCCAGGAGGGUUGAACUUUGGAGAGAACCAAGCAAAUCCUUGGGCAUCAGCAUUGUUGGCGGACGAGGGAUGGGGAGUCGUCUGAGCAGUGGUGAAGUGAUGAGGGGCAUUUUCAUCAAGCAUGUUCUCGAGGACAGUCCAGCCGGGAAAAACGGGACCUUGAAGCCUGGAGACAGGAUAGUAGAGGUGGAUGGAAUGGACCUCAGAGAUGCAAGCCAUGAACAAGCUGUGGAAGCCAUUCGGAAAGCAGGCAACCCAGUAGUCUUUAUGGUACAGAGCACUAUAAACAGACCAAGGAAAUCCCCUUUGCCUUCCUUGCCGCACAACCUUUACCCUAAGUACAACUUCAGCAGCACUAACCCAUUUGCUGACUCUCUCCAGUUCACCGCUGACAAGGCACCCAGCCACUCAGAGCCAGAGUCAGAGAAGGCUCCAGUGUGUGAUGUUCUUCGGCCCUCUUCCCCAGCAUUUGCAGAAAUGGGCAGUGAUCAUGCACAGACAUCUGCAGGCAUGAUCUCAGAGGAUGUGGACAAAGAGGAUGAGUUUGGUUACAGCUGGAAAAAUAUCAGGGAGCGUUAUGGAACCCUGACAGGCAAGCUCCAUAUGAUUGAACUAGAGAAAGGGCAUAGUGGUCUGGGCCUAAGUCUUGCUGGGAACAAAGACCGAACCCGAAUGAGUGUCUUUAUAGUGGGAAUUGAUCCAAACGGAGCAGCGGGAAGAGAUGGUCGACUGCAGAUCGCGGAUGAGCUUCUAGAGAUCAAUGGUCAAAUUUUAUAUGGAAGAAGUCAUCAAAAUGCCUCAUCAAUUAUUAAAUGUGCCCCUUCAAAAGUAAAAAUAAUUUUUAUCAGAAAUAAAGACGCAUUGAGUCAGAUGGCUGUAUGUCCCGGAAAUACGGUAGAAUCUUUGCUUUCCUCAGACAAUCUUCAGAAUAAGAAGGUGGAACCCAGUAUUCCUGCUUCUGAUCCAGUUGCAGACCUCAGUUCACUUAAAAAUGUGCGGCAUCUGGAGCUUCCCAAGGAUCAGGGGGCUUUGGGCAUUGCCAUCAGUGAAGAAGACACACUCAGUGGAGUUGUCAUAAAAAGCUUAACAGAGCACGGGGUGGCAGCCAAGGAUGGACGCCUCAGAGUUGGAGAUCAGAUCUUAGCUGUGGAUGAUGAAGUUGUUGUUGGCUAUCCUGUUGAAAAGUUUAUUGAUCUGCUGAAGACAGCAAAGAGGACAAUAAAACUGACCGUUCAGGCUGAGGCUCCAGAUUCCCAGACUUUUCCCGAAGCAGCUGGUGCCGCCAGUGGAGAAAAACCGCACAGUGCGUCUCCCUUGGUCCUGCAGUCUGGCUCCCCGGAACCGGAAGCAGAGUCCCUCCUAAGUACAAGCAGGUCUUCAACACCAGCGAUCUUUGCUUCUGAUCCUGCAACCUGCCCCAUUAUCCCUGGUUGUGAAACAACAAUUGAGAUUUCCAAAGGGCGAACAGGGCUGGGCCUAAGCAUUGUCGGGGGGUCUGACACACUGCUGGGCGCCAUUAUCAUCCAUGAAGUUUACGAAGAAGGAGCAGCAUGUAAAGACGGAAGACUCUGGGCUGGAGAUCAGAUUUUAGAAGUGAAUGGCACUGACUUGAGAAAGGCCACCCAUGAUGAAGCAAUCAAUGUCCUGAGACAGACGCCCCAGAGAGUGUGCCUGACACUCUACAGAGAUGAGGCUCCGUACAGAGAGGAAGACAUGUGUGACACCCUCACUGUUGAGCUGCAGAAGAAGCCAGGAAAAGGCCUAGGAUUGAGCAUUGUUGGUAAAAGAAACGAUACUGGAGUUUUUGUGUCAGAUAUUGUUAAAGGCGGAAUUGCAGAGGCUGAUGGGAGACUGAUGCAGGGAGACCAGAUUCUCACAGUGAAUCGAGAAGACGUCCGUCAUGCCACCCAGGAAGCCGUUGCUGCUUUGCUGAAGUGUUCCCUAGGCACAGUGACCCUGGAAGUGGGAAGAAUCAAAGCUGGUCCGUUUCACUCAGAGAGGAGGCCUUCUCAAAGCAGCCAGGUUAGUGAAAGCAGCCUGUCAUCUUUCACUCUUCCACUUUCUGAAACAUGUGCAUCUGAGACACAGGAAUGUAGCUCGAAGAGGAACGCAUUGGCAUCUGAAAUACAGGGAUUAAGAACAGUUGAAAUAAAAAAGGGCCCUGCUGACUCCCUAGGAAUCAGCAUUGCGGGAGGCGUGGGCAGCCCCCUUGGUGACGUCCCUGUAUUUAUCGCAAUGAUGCACCCGAAUGGCGUGGCUGCCCAAACCCGGAAACUCAGAGUUGGAGAUAGGAUUGUCACUAUCUGUGGCACAUCCACUCAGGGAAUGACUCACACUCAAGCAGUGAACAUACUGAAAAAUGCCUCUGGCUCCAUUGAAAUGCAGGUGGCUGCUGGAGGGGACGUGAGUGUGGUCACAGGUCAUCAGCAGGAGCCCGCUGGUUCUAGUCUUUCUUUCUCAGGGCUGCCGUCAAGCUCCGUAUUUCAGGAUGAUUUAGGACCUCAAUGUAAGUCCAUUACACUAGACCGGGGACCAGAUGGUUUGGGGUUCAGUAUAGUAGGAGGGUACGGCAGCCCUCAUGGAGACCUACCCAUUUAUGUUAAAACAGUGUUUGCAAAGGGAGCAGCAGCAGAAGAUGGGCGCCUAAAAAGGGGUGAUCAGAUCAUUGCUGUCAACGGACAGAGCCUGGAAGGGGUAACCCACGAAGAAGCUGUUGCUACCCUUAAGCGAACAAAGGGCACUGUCACUUUGAUGGUUCUAUCCUGAAUUGGCAGCCAGCGCUGAACCAACUCAACCCCCUGCUUCCUUUGUGUACUAUUAGGAAAAUGGGAUGAUCUUAAACGUGACUUUUCCUGUCCUGUGUUCUUAAAAAUCAUAGUGGAAAAACAAUACUUAAGUUUGUUUUUCUCAUAUGGGAAUGUUUUUCUUACUGACAACCUAAUAGCAUUUUUCCUCGUCUUUUGCAUUUUGUGAAGCUAAACAUGCAGAGAAACAUUUUACAGAUAAAUCCAGUUUUUCUUUUGAGGAUACAUAAGGUUUUGUAGUCACAUGAACAAAAAUUAUUAAAGAGAAAGGAAAUCUUGUUAAAGGAGAAAGAAAAGUCAUUCUAAAUCUAACCAUGAAAAAUAGUUUCAGUAAAUUAGGGCGAAAAAUAAAAAUGCACAAAAAGGAAAAAAAUCUUAUGGAGUUUUAUAAAAAUCCCUCAAUUUGGCAGUUUAUCUCCUGACCCCACACCAGACUUAAAAAAUAUUGAAAAUCUUAAUAAAUACUCUCAGUAUUUUAAUAUUUUGAAUAUUAUAUAAAAUUGCAUCUCACUACCUCUAGUAUACACACAUAUUUUUCCUGCUAAAAUUGUUUUCUAUGAUUAAGUAAAUAGCACAUAUACAAAACAGUGUUCUAGGUAUUGUAAAAUCAUACCUAAUGCACAUUCUCAGUGUUCAUUUCUGACCUCUUAUAAAAUAUUUUCAUGUUGCUAUAGUAAAAUGAUGAUACUACCCCAUUUUGACAGUAGUUUUCCUUUAAGCAACCAAGCUAACCAUGGGGGAACAUACUUUCCAAGAAUCUUUUAAUGUUGGUUUUCACAAUUGGUGCAACACUGAAAAUGUCUUAGUGCACUGUGCAUUAGGUUUACUAUUAAUCUUAAUGACAAAGGAAAAAGCAAUAUGUCAGUAAUUAUUUUGGUUCUAUGCCAUUAGUAAAUUGGUACAGAAAUUAAGGGGAUUAACAUGACUUCAGCUCAUUGCUUUAUAUUAAUGUCUUAUAAUACAAUAGUUUAAGACUAAAGGAAACAGAUGGAAUUGUUUAUUGAGACAACUGGUGAGGAAUUAUCGUGUUCAUUCCCAUUUUAGGCGUGAAACUCCUACAUUAGAAUAUAUAAAAUCACUUUAAAUAUCUAUAUUUGUAACAGAAGUAGUGUACAGUUUUUUAUUGCAGCAUUUUUGUGUAAAUGCAGAAUUAAAGUGAAUAAGUAAGAUUUGUUGUUGGGUAGCUCCUUUUAGAAAUGGCUUGCCAAAUAGUUGCCAGGUCCUUCUUGUCUCGAACAUAAAAUUGAACAAGACAAGCGAAAAUGGUGACAAAGUUUAUUUGAAAAGUGAAGGUAGAGGGUGAGGAAGAAACUGACUCUGCAGAGUGAACUUGGGCCAAACAAAAGAGCAGAAAAGUUAAAAGCAAAACUAAAAGUACACCCUGGGGGACACAGGGUGGGUUAUUGGGAAGAGGCAAGCGAGCUCUUCAUGGCGUCUGUGUCCUUUUCUGCAGUCUGUCCGUAUCUCAGGAACCUGGAAGAACUUUACUUAGGAGGUCCUAAGAGGUGGUGCUGUGUUGAUUCUGGGAUCCCACCCUACCUUCCUUCCCAGCCAGUCUAAGCCAUGCCCUGUCUCCUAUCCCAGGUUCAGUGGUACACAAACAGAAAUGAAAGCUUUUUUGUUUUUCUGCUAGGGGAAAAAACUUUAUUGUUCAACACUCACUAUUUAAAAUUUUUUUCUCAUGUCUAACUAUAAAUAUACUAUCCAUGCAUGCAAUUAGAAAAAAACUGGACAUCAUUAGGAAAAGUUCAGUGUUUUUUACCUUGACAGUAUUUUCUAACACUGAAAGUUCAUAGAUUCCUUGUAGAGUGGAGGAAGAUGACAUUAUGAGAAGACAGGCAACCUCCCUAUGUAUAUUUUUCUAGGAUCCUCUUAAUGUAGUGAUAUCAAUAGUUUUUCUUAGGUUAGUAAAGAGCUGAAGUAUAUUCAGAUAGAAACAAUCAUGAUGAAAUUUAUUCUAAUAAACAUGAAAAGUCAAAUUUGAACACUGAGCCAAGAAUUUGGGAACAUUUGUCCAACUAGUUCUGUCCCAAAUUAACCAAUGAGAAUAUACAUUCCCUCUGACUCAUCUCAAGUGUCAAAUAAUAGGUUAUUUGAUCAGUAAGCUUGUAUUCUAAAAUGUAAGAAAGUACUUCUUAUAUAAGAAUACAAGAAUUCUGUGACUAUAGCUUAAAAUGAAUGGAAAAAUGUGUAUUGCAACAAUUCAGGAGGUAUUUAAGCCAUCAUGUAAAUUGAGGUGUUCAGUGUAAGAAAAUUCACUUGACUAUCCCCGUGACAUCCAUUUUCUUAGCUGUCACCUCCUGGUCCUCUUAUGCUGGAAUGUUUUCACAGUAAGCUCCUGGAAACCAAACCAAUCACAUUUGGAAGUUUGAACAGGUAAAGGUUUUUAUACUGGUAGAUACUAUGUAUCAAUAUUGGAUGGGAGAAAGUCAACUGAUCACAUUUAAGUUUGAGUAAAUAUGUGGGAGUACCACCAAAGAAAACAGUUUCUUGGGUGUCUGUCCUAGCUUAAAUAGUGCCUCCUCAGAUCCAUGUCCACCUGGUACCUCAGAAUGUGACCUUUGGAGAUAUCUUUGCAGAUACAAUAAAAGUGGUACUAGCUUAGGGAUUUCCUUUUAAGAAGGCUGUAUGCAGACGUGGAGACCAUAUGAAGGCCAUGUGAUGAGGGAAGCAUAAAAAACAAGCUGAGGACUUAGGGCUGCCAGAAACUGUGGAAGCAAGGAUUUUUCCUAGACACUUUAGAGGAAGCUUGGCCUUGUUGAUGCCCAUAUUUCAAACUUCUGCCCUCCAGGGCUAGGAGAGAAUAUAUUUCUAUUGCUUCAUGCCACCAGUUUGUGCUACUUUGUUACAGAUGCUGGGAAACUAAUCCUAAACUGUAUCAUGAGUUACUGUCCUUGUCCUGGCUAAGAAGAGAUAAUUGCUAUUUACCAAGUCAAAGCACAUGAAAGAAAAGGGAAAGAAAGGAAGAAGGAAAGGAGAGACUUUGAAAGGAAAAAACUAUAGAUUCAUCAGCAUUGGAGAGAAGAAUGGCUUAUGUUUCCUGUAUUAUUUUCUGGAAAUGUAAGAGCUUUCAGUGUAAAGGAAAAAAUGCUUGAGCAGAGAGUUUAAAUAGACUUUAACAUUGACUGGUGUUAAUGAUAUGUACAACCCAAAUGGAUCAAUAUAGUUGUUUUUUGUAUUGAAUCAAUCUGGAGCGUAUCACAGAUACUCCAGAAACUCAAUACUCCAGAAAGAUAAUAAUAGCAAUAAUAAAAUGUUUCUUUUUAGCCUGACUGAUUCAUAGCAACAAAGGUAGAAAGGAUGCCUAAAAAGUCAGCAGAAUCCGUACAUCAGAACAGUGAUGGAGUUUACAGAAAAAGAUUAAGUAUCAUGAAGGUGAAGACAAGGAAGGGAGAUUUUAUUCAUCUUAAAAAUCUCGACAAAGGAGAUCUUGCUGGACAUGAGGAAGCAGAUGAGUUCUUUCCUGCUCUGAGGCACCGGGUACUGAGUCUUCUUAGGACAGGGCACCCACUUCCUGAAUGCCUGCUGGGCAGUGAUUGUGCAUUCCCCUUCAGAUCUCAGAGUGAACAGAGAAGAUGAAAGGAUUCCUGCAGGGAGACGAGAGUAAAUACGCUUUUUUAAAGUGUGGGGGUGUAAAAAAUAUCACCUUCUUUCAGCAGCCCUGGUGUGUUGUUUCAUGUCCAUGACACACAUUCUGAAAUGCAUUUGAUUUGUGCAAAGAUGUUCCUCAACUUUGUCUACUAGGAAUGAGUGUUUAAUUUUGUCCCCUGCAAAAGUGAGCUGUCCAUAAAGCAGAAUUGUCUUGUGUUACCUAUUGGCACCAAGAGUAUUUCUGAAUAAAACAGUAUGAAAACUAGGGAAAAAGAUAUUUUUAAAGUGAUUUUUAUAUGUUCUUAAAAUGAUUUUUGCAGCUUUAUUUCUUUCAAAAUACAAGUAUUCUGUAUUGUCCAUUUAAAUGUAAGCCAUAAGAAAAAAAUAUUUUAUUUGUCUAAGCAGUUGUUAAGUACUAAAAGUUCUGUAGUAGGCCCUAAGAAAAAUUGUGUGAGAAGAAGGUGAGCCUAUGGUAACAAUCUCAGAACAGUCCCACUGAAGAUCUUUCUUGAAGUUUUUGAGAGUAUGACACCAUCCAAAGAUUGGCUUUAUCACAAGCUUCACCUUGUUCUUUUAACGUUGAACAUUUUGUGAGAAAAUUGCCUUUUGUGAACACAUCAUGAUCUUUUUCCUUCCCCUGCCCUCCUCCACCUGAUGUGCAUCUGUUCAGAAACAAGAGUUAUCCUCAGAAAACACUGUUUUCUAAAAAUUACGAUUUUUUUAAUGAGUCUACCUUGAAAUACUGAGCAUUCAAGUUUCAUUCCUCUAAAUUUAACCUAAAAUACUUUAUUGCAUUCCAUGAAACUUGCAGAUUUACUUUGAUCGGGAAAUAGCUAUAUGUAAACUAUUAACACCAUGUACAGAAUAAAAUACCAAGAAAUUGUUGGAAUCAUAUUUGUAUUAUCCUAGAAGACAGGGAGUAAUAUAAAUUUAAUAUUUUCUGUAAAUAGUUUUUAUUUUUGUGCAAUUAUGUCUUUUUCCUCCAAAGUUGGAUGCAAAUCAACUUGUACUAAACUUUCCAAAAUUUCUACCUUUUUGGUUACAACCUUCAUGUUUCCCAUCUUCUUGUAACUGCAGUAUUAAUUAUUAAAUAUUUUUCUUCAAAUAUUUUUAACACAGAUGAUCUUAAAUUGUAUCUCACUUGUAUGGAAAACCAGUAUUAUUUGCAAUGAAUACAAAAUAACUAUGAGAAAAAGCAUAAGCUCAAAAAUUCUACUAAGAUAGUGUUGUCUAUCAGUGGUCGUAACUUGAGGCCUGGUCUCUGGUAGAAGGGGAUAAUUAGAAAUGUUAGCAUGGUGUCAGCAACUUCAUGAGGCUUUCCUGAGCUGAGAAGAACAGAAGUUGUUUACUUUUUCCAGUGUCUGCUGAUGCCUUGCCAGGGCCAACAGACGUGAUGAUCGUGUGAUGCGCUCCCUCUCUGGAAAAGUCAUUAUACCAAAAUGAGAGUUGGGUUUGCAGGACUCCUUUUCUUAAAAUAUGAAAAAUUUCCAGUUAAUUCUUGUUCUUAAAUGUAUACUUAACAACAGAAAUUGUUUAAGAAUUUGCUCAUAAUAUAAGGAUUUUACCAAUGUCAGAAUUAUGUUGCUAUGUCCAGCGUUUUACUUUUGGCAAUUUAAGUUUGAAAUAAAGGACAAAUGACAUAAA
Messenger RNA from Heterocephalus glaber (naked mole-rat), 11717 nucleotides. It is a transcript of the gene Mpdz, whose product is annotated as multiple PDZ domain crumbs cell polarity complex component. Gene Ontology annotation, biological process: tight junction assembly. The record is from RefSeq and is a predicted model, not a curated record. Gene Ontology annotation, molecular function: protein binding. Gene Ontology annotation, cellular component: cytoplasm; apical part of cell; bicellular tight junction. NCBI's taxonomy places the organism in Eukaryota, Metazoa, Chordata, Mammalia, Rodentia, Bathyergidae.